GCUCGGGCUGCGCCAUGCGCGCAGGGAUCUCGGGGUGUCUCCGAGGAGGUGCCGGGGGGCACGAGCUGGGCUGCGCCGUGCACUCAAGGAUUUCUCGGUGACCUCCUGGAGGGGUCUUGGGGUGCCCCCGUGGGGUACAUUGUAGCUGCGGCGGUUCCGCUCUCUACUAUCCCCCGCAAAUCCUGGCCUGUGGUGGAAGGAGAGCUCGCCCCGAGCCGGGGGCGCAGGGCCGGGGAGGCGGCGGCCUGGCCUGUAUCUCGUUGGGCGCAGUCUGCCCUCGGAAGCCUCGUUUGCCCAGAGCCAGGUGCUCUGGAAGGGCUUGUGUCAGAUUCGGGAGAGCGCUCUGCGGGUCAGCAUAGCGGGGCUUACGCGCUUCCUGUAAGCUAGCGGUGAGCGCUGUGGAGGGGGUAACCUUGUCAUGGUCACUCAGGAAGGUGAUGCUCAGGGCUCCGGACGGACUUGGGCUUUUAAAAGGCCCCUGGCUUUUUUCAGGUGGGAUUGGGUCUCCCUUGGGCUGCUAGAGUAGCACCCUAAAGCCGAGACGGAGAUGAGAGGGAACUAUCUUAGUGCUCAGAGUUCACUUUCGGUAAGGAAACUUCUAGGAGAGAUGCUCAUUUGCCCUUUUCGCGGCUGGGCUAGGCGCUCUGUAGAGACGCCCCAGAGGCCCCCCUUUAAAAGCAGGUACUGGAUGCAGCUUGGGUCUGUUUUGUUCUCCUCUCCGCGCAGCACAUGGCUGAUGGCAUGAGUCUGGGGUGCAGUUUAUACUGGAAAAGUGAGGAGGGAGAGAGAAUGUGUUUGAGUGGUGUUCUCAGACAGCAGUGUCUGAGUACUUUUGGAAGUACAAAGAUACAAGUACGUUACCGUGGGUGUUGUAAGUAGGGUCCUUUCCCGGACGGUGAGAAAUCUGGCAUGGAGAGGCUGUCCCUAGUGAGAUUUGAGAGUGUUUAUGUUAUCAGUGCGUACUUCAGAGGGUUUGCUGCUGAGAGAUAGCAGGACCUUGUCCUUUCGUUUCCUGUACCUCAGAGAAAUCAUUCUUAGGUUAUUGCUUGAGGUCGAAUGGAUGAAGUAGAACCUGUUAUUUCUGUCAGAACUCAAAAAAUUGUACAAAACCUCUGAUUCCACAUUCAGGAGUGGGUUAUGGGAUAUGUGUCCUUUAUUUAAGUUACUGAUCUCGAAUUAAAUUGAGCUAAGGCCAUUUAACCCAGUUGGGUUAAAGCCAUUAUGAUGUUGGCGAAGAAUAUUGAAAGUACUGUGUACUGCCAGAAGAACAAACAAAUCUGUCUUGGAAGAAUGCUCCUUAGAAGUGAGGAUGGCUUACUUUGGACAUGUUAUCAGGAGGACCCAGUCCCGGGAGAAGGGCAUCAUGCUUGGUAGAGGGUCAGUGAAAAAGAGGAAGACCCUCAACGGGAUGGACUGACAAAGUGGCUGCAACAGUGGGCUCAAGCAUAGCCAUGAUUUGUGAGGAUGGCGUAGGACUGGGCAGCGUUUCGUUCUGUUAUACAUAGGGUUGCUGUGAGUCGGGAGCAACACGAUGGCACCUAACAACAGCAACGACAAAGCCAUUUAACUCCCAAAUUCUAUCUUCUGGCUAACAUACCGUGGACUCACAUCCAUCUUCACAAAGUGCUCACCUGUGAGGUGUGAGUCUUGACAAAAUGAUGUUCUGGAGAGUUUUUCAUAAAGCUAAAUACAAAUUCGUCCUUUAUUCUGAGACCGUGUUUAUCUAUGUAUACACACACAUAAUAAGCGCACAGGGAGCCGUGGAGUUGAUUCCCACUCAUAGCGACCCCGUGUGUUACAGAGUGGAACUGCUCUGUAGGGUUUCCUAGGCUAAAAUCUUGACGGGAGCAGAUCACCAGCGGAGCCUCUGGGUAGGUCCGAACCACUUAACUCUUGCUCCACCAGGCUUUCUCUUGCUCACUUACUCGCUCUCUCUAUAAACCCCAUUGCCAUCGAGUUGAUUCGGACUCAUAGCAGCCCUAUAGGACACAGGAAAACUGCCCAUAGGAUUUCCAAGAAGCGGCUGGUGAAUUUGAACUGCUGACCUUUUGGUCAGCAGCUGAGCUCUUAACCACUGUGCCACCAGGGCUUUGCUCUUUCUACGUAUAUACGUAUAUAUACAUAUACGUACGUAUUUGGGUUUGUGUGUGUAUUGAUACGCUUUCAUUUUGGGGGCGAUGGUAUGUCUGAAAUUUGCUUUCAGAUAACCUGGGUAUGGGCAGAUGAAUCAUAGUUAGCUGUGCUCAGAAACGUUUGAAGUUGAACGGUGAGAACGUGGGUCCACUGCGCUGCUGUCUUUGCAUUGUGUAUGCUUGCAUGUUUCUGCAGGGAAAAGCUUUCUGUUGAGUACAUUAAUUUUAUGCAAUCACAGUGAUGAUUCUAGAUGGCAAUUAAAAAAAAAAAACUCACACUUAGCAAAGUAAAAAUUUGGCAACUGAUUGCUGCCCUGAUUUUUUUUCCUGACAUUUUGCUUGUUUGAGACACCCAAACAUGAGUGAUGAUUGUCUUGUUACCUCUUGCUCUUUGCAAAUGAGAGUUAGGUUGUUGUUGGCUGGUGAGUGGGGAGAGUAUUCUCACUGGUGUCAGGGUUGAGAGAGUGAGCAGACAUCAGGGUUUCCCUGUGGUGUAUGUUACAGUAAUGCGUACGUGUUGGCAUAGUUCUCCCCACUCCUCCUGAGGCCUGUGUGGGGCAUUUCUGUAGCCUUGACGACGAUUUGUUCCUGGUCGAUGAUGGGGAGAGGUGAUGGGAAUUUCCAUGCUACAGGCGGUGACCGGGGAGUUGGCCUUCCAUGACGAUCUUGCUGUUCAUCCCACAGAGUGGGACGCCCCUUGCGGACCAUCGCUUGGCCACUCGGGUGGUUUAACAGGCCGGGGUGGCACCUGCACGUGAGGUCCCAGCCCCGCACCCACCCAGCCUGACGCCAUCCCUUCCUGAAUUCUGGACUCAUUGCUGCAGAAGCAGCUGGCCCAUGCUCAGCCCUCCCAGUGAUGCACCAUGCCAAUUGUCGAUAAGCUGAAGGAAGUGCUGAAGCCUGGCCGCAAGGACUCGGCGGAUGAUGGGGAGCUGGGGAAACUCCUGGCCUCCUCUGCCAAGAAGGUCCUACUCCAGAAGAUCGAGUUUGAGCCUGCCAGCAAGAGCUUCUCCUACCAGCUGGAAUCCCUGAAGAGCAAAUAUGUGUUGCUGAACCCCAAAACAGAGGAAGCCAGUCGCCACAAGAGCGGCAGUGAACCCCAAGCCAGGAGACAGGGCGGUGAGCACGUGUACGAAAGCUGCACCGAUGGUGUCCCGGCCCCGCAGAAGGUGCUCUUCCCCACAGAGCAGCUGUCUCUGAAGUGGGAGCGUGUUUACCGCGUGGGCGCGGGGCUCCACAACCUCGGCAACACCUGCUUCCUGAACUCUACUGUGCAGUGUUUGACCUAUACGCCACCUCUCGCCAACUACCUGCUGUCCAAGGAGCACGCUCGGAGCUGUCACCAGGGGGGCUUCUGUAUGCUCUGUGUCAUGCAGAACCACAUCAUCCAGGCCUUUGCCAACAGCGGCAACGCGAUCAAGCCCGUCUCCUUCAUCCGCGAUCUGAAAAAAAUUGCCCGGCAUUUCCGCUUUGGGAACCAAGAAGAUGCCCAUGAGUUUCUCCGGUACACCAUCGACGCGAUGCAGAAGGCCUGCCUGAAUGGCUAUGCCAAGCUGGAUCGUCAGACGCAGGCCACGACUUUGGUCCACCAGAUUUUUGGAGGCUAUCUCAGAUCCCGUGUGAAAUGUUCUGUGUGCAAGAGCGUCUCUGACACCUACGACCCCUACCUGGACAUCGCGCUAGAGAUUCGGCAAGCUGCGAAUAUUGUGCGAGCCCUGGAAGUCUUUGUGAAACCAGAUGUCCUGAGUGGAGAGAACGCCUAUAUGUGCGCUAAAUGCAAGAAGAAGGUUCCAGCCAGCAAGCGCUUCUCCAUCCACAGAGCGUCCAGUGUCCUGACCCUUUCCCUCAAGCGCUUUGCCAACUUCACUGGGGGUAAGAUCACUAAGGACGUAGGCUACCCGGAGUUCCUGAAUAUCCGCCCAUACAUGUCCCAGAGCAAUGGAGAGCCAGUCAUGUACGGACUCUACGCUGUUCUGGUCCACUCGGGCUACAGCUGCCAUGCCGGCCACUACUACUGCUACGUGAAGGUGAGCAACGGACAGUGGUACCAGAUGAACGACUCCCUGGUGCACUUGAGCAACAUCAAGGUGGUCCUCAACCAGCAGGCCUACGUGCUGUUCUACCUGCGGAUUCCAGGCUCCAAGAAGAGUCCCGAGGGCUCCAUCUCUAGAACGGCCUCCACCCUUCGCAGCCACCCAAGUGUACUUCCAGACCACCUGAAGAAGAACAUCAGCAAUGGGGUGGCUUCCUCCCCACUGACUGGAAAGCGACAGGACCCCAUGAUGACAAAGCUGCACCUCACAGAGGAACUCGGCAUGCCCAUCUCCCGGAACGGCUCUGUGGCAGGCCUGAAGCCCCAAAACGGGAAUGUCCUUCCAAAGUUGCCCUUGGGGUCCCCGUCCCCCAAACCCUCCAAAACGCCGGUGCAUAGGCCGACUGUUCUAGAUGAGCCUGAAAAGAAGGCCAAGAAGUGUGCCCCACUGCAGCAUUUCUCCCCGUCCCCCAAAACUCCUCAGGGGCCACUUGGUGCCGGUGACUUGAAUGGCAGCAAGUUGGAGAGCCGGAGGCUGGUCUCCUGGGACAGCAGGGACGCCGUCCUCUCUACCUCACCAAAGCUCCCGCCUGAAGCAUCCACCAAUGGGCAUGGGCCAAAGGGGCGUGAGCAGAGCCCCGACCUUGAGAGGGAGGAUUCCUGCAGUUCCAGCCCAGACCACUCUGCUGGUAGUGACGCCACCAGGGCCCCCCAGGCCCCCAAGAGUGGAGCCGCCCAUUUCUGUGAUUCUCAGGAAACAAACUGUCCUGCCGGCGGCCGCCCCAAAGCACUGCCGAACGGAGCUGAUGUAGAGACGGUGAAGCUGAAGUCCCCCAUCCUGAGCAAUGCCACCACGGAGGCUGCAAGCAUCAUGUCUCCCCCGCCAGCCAAAAAGCUGGCCCUGUCAGCUGCCAAGAAGGCCCACACCCUGUGGAGGGCGACCAGCACUGACCUCCGUCCACCUCCCCACCCACCGUCCUCCGACCUCACCCGCCCCCUGAAAGCCACUUACCCUGUCGGCGCCGCCACUGGGCCUGCCAGUCAGACCAGGGCUGUUCCGCAUCUUCCCACGCCAUCCAGUCGUCCGAGGCCUCCCUUCAGCCCCUACACCACAUGUCCUUCAUUGCCCGUGAGCUCCCAGCCCCUCAGGAGGGCAGAGCCCCAGAGUGGCUCCUCUGGCCCUGCUGCCUGGCCUCAGGUGAACGGGGCCUCCGCGUCCCCUCUGUACCAGCCACAAGAGGCCGGUGAGGCCUCCCAGAGCGUCUCUAAAAAGAGGAAGAAACGCCGCGUGGGAGAGAUGAGAGGACGGAGCCCAGAGACGCACUCCUCACAGCUCAGUGGGGACGCAGCCGCAGUUCCUCGCGUGAAGAGAAGGAGAAAGAAGAGGAAGCGCACAGAGUUCGAUGGUGUGUCCACUCUGCAGGAGAGGCCAGCGUGGACACAGAACCAGAGCCACGGGGUUGAGAAGUGGAGCGGGGUAGAGCUGCCCGCAGACAGAUUGCAGGAGCGGGGAGGACAGCCAGUUGGACACGUAACGGAUGCCCAUCAUGUGGGCAGCAAGAGGAAGAAGAGGAAGAGAGUGGAAGGCCUCCACGAAGAAGAGGGCCACCCCCAAGACUCAGCCUUGCACAGCCGCUGCUCGCCCUCGGAUGACGCUCAGCCCGAGACUGCGGCAGAAUCUCCGAGGAAGAAGAGGAGGAAGAAGCAGAGAAAGUGUGAGUCACAGCAGGAGGUGGAAGAGAACGAGCAUCAGAACAGCCAGAGAUGCGACAGGCAGAGUGACCUUCUCGUCCCCAAGCUGAGCGGUCACUCACCCGUGGUGAAUGGGCAGACGUGCGUCCCUCUUGUACCCUGGAACACAGAGAGGGAGUCCGACGUGGUCCAGGAACUGGUCAGAUACUCCUCUGAUAAAGCUUACGGGAGAAAAGUUUUAACGUGGGACGGUGAGAUGUCCGCCGUCAGUCGGGACGCUAUUGAAGACAGCAGAUUGGCCUGGGCCGAGACGGUGAUUGACGACUGGGACGAAGACUUUGAUCGAGGGAAGGAAAAGAAAAUAAAAAAAUUCAAGAGAGAAAAGAAGAGAACCUUCAAUGCCUUCCAGAAGCUUCAGAAUAGACGGAACUUUUGGUCUGUGACUCACCCAGCGAAGGCCACCAGCCUCAGCUAUCGCCGCUGAGGUUGCUGCUGCUGAUGUAGCCUCCCGGAGAAAAGGUGACGUCACUUCCUGGAGCUGUGUGUCUCCGUGGACUUAACGAGCGGCCUUGUUGGGACUCUGGUGGCCCACCGCUCCCCGGCACCCAUCGUGGCUCUGACUGCUACUGUCUGUGGAUGCCUAAGAGUGAGGCGGUGGGCUUGCAUGGCUGAACAGGGACAGUCUGAGACGAGGACCUCUUGGUGACACUUGAAAGCACCACAAGAGAAGCCUGAGUGUGAGUGAGGAGUGCAGAGCAGCUCCCCAUCUGCGAGGGUCUGAGUCCUUGUGCUCACGGACAGUGAGGUCUCUUCCUUGCUCAAACAUCAGAGCCCAAGAGCCCGGUGCCCUCACCUGCUGCACGUGGCCGGCCUGGCCCUCCCGCCCUGCUCCCGCCCCUCCUUGCUUCCUUGCCAGGGCUUCUGUAUCUGCAGCCUCACCUGUCCAGCCUCAGAAAGUGAGAGCCGUGGCCAGCCCCCACUGCCCCUUUUCCUUUCCUGGAAUUGGGGCAUAGCCCUGUCAUACAUCUCGUCCUCAUCCUGUGUUUUGGGGGCCCUUGAACUCUGUGCUAAUCUCUCUGCUUCUCAGGCUGCUGUUCAUCCUGAGCUCCCCUUGUAACUGCGAUAACCGUGAGCCUCUAAUGAGGUGGUGGUCUUGGGAUAGAACCCCCCUUUUGUCUUAUUACUCAGCAUAGAACGCUUCUUUCUGACCAGGCCUGUGGCUUCUGUUAGCAAUAUGUUUCCUUUCCCUAACAUACAAGUGCUGACUUUGUUUGCUCAAUUCUUUGAGUGCUUUUGGACUUAGAUGAUUGUAUAAUUCAAGAAGAUUUUUUUUUUUUUUUAAAUCUUGCUCAAGCUGUGCCUGCAAACUUGUAAUUUAAUAAAUACGGGAAAUUCUCAGUUGGUAUUUUCAGGAAAAAGACAAAUAGUCUCCUGUAGAAGGUGUAGAAGUAAACCUAGAGGCGGCUUCCA
Loxodonta africana (African savanna elephant) is the source of this 7326-nucleotide messenger RNA. It is a transcript of the gene USP36, whose product is annotated as ubiquitin specific peptidase 36. Gene Ontology annotation, cellular component: cytosol; nucleus. Gene Ontology annotation, biological process: protein deubiquitination; regulation of apoptotic process. The transcript has 20 exons. The coding region runs from base 2996 to 6340 and encodes 1114 amino acids. Gene Ontology annotation, molecular function: cysteine-type deubiquitinase activity. The record is from RefSeq and is a predicted model, not a curated record. Lineage: Eukaryota; Metazoa; Chordata; Mammalia; Proboscidea; Elephantidae.